CAGCAGUUGUUUCCCCCAAAACCCCCAACCAAUGAACCAGCCCUACUCCCAGCUGAAGAAGGAAGGUCUUUUUUUGAAAUCUCCAUUAGACCAAGCUCAUUGGCUGGAAAAGGCUCACGCAUGCACACAGAAACACAAACCAGCCAGCAACAGAUAGCUCCGUGAAGCCAUCCAGUGAAGACCAGUGAGAGGUUAGCUACUGAUACAAAGGAAGGACUUCACUUUGACUGUGGGAGGUAGCUAACAAGAAAAAUGUCGGACAAAAUGAUUGAUUUGGAAGAGACCGCAACCCACACAGGUCCGAAAGGAGUCAUAAAUGACUGGAGGAGGUUUAAGUUGGAAAGUAUGGACCAGGAAAACUUGCCACCUGCAAAAAGAGAACUGCUGAGACAAAUGUCAUCCCCGAGCAGGCCAAAAGAUGACUCCAGAGCAAACCUUAACCGCAAGAUGAGUGUUCAGGAGUACGAGCUGCUCAAGGAGGAGGACGAGGGAUGUCUAAAGAAAUACAGAAAGCGGUGCAUGCAGGAGAUGCAUGAUAAACUCAGCUUUGGGCCCAAGUUUGAAGGUGUACAUGACCUGGACAGUGGAGAGGCCUUCCUGGAAGUCAUCGAGAAGGAGCAUUACAGCACAGUGGUGGUUGUCCACAUCUACAAGGUUGGGGUCAAAGGUUGUGAGGAGCUCAACAACUGCCUUGACUGCCUGGCCACUGAGUACCCCACUGUAAAGUUCUGCAGGAUUGAUGCCGUCGCAUCCGGUGCUGCCGAGCGGUUCUCGGAUGAGGUUUUGCCAACGCUGCUGGUGUACAAGGCCGGAGAACUACUUGGAAACUUCCUGGCGUGCACGCAGCACCUAACCGAGGAGUUCUUUGCCACUGAUGUGGAGGCCUUCCUCAACAGCUAUGGCCUGCUGCCAGAGAGAGAGCUGCCUGGUGAGGAGGAUGAGGAGGAGAACGAUGUUGAGUAAACAAAGAUUCUGGCUAAUGAGGAAGAAAGGAAGCUGUAUUCGAGGACAGAGAGCGAUGAAAGACGAUUUAUGAUACAAGACAAGUUAUUGGGCUAUGGCAAGUAGAAAUAUCAUGAAAUCUCUGCUAGCUCAGUAGUUUUUGAGGACUGUUCUCUAAAGAAGGAAAUUUAUGUCCAGUUGGUGAGGAAACCUUGAUGCCCCAGAUAUGCUCUCAAAAAUGUGUGUUACAGCAAGGUGAGGAGUGACAGCGUUUAUUUGUUUAUAAAAAAAAUUAGCACAAAUCCUCUUACAACCACCUAAACAAACGCCAAAACCAACUGUUGUUUAAAGUUUUAUUUUGUAAAGAUAGACAAUAUUACAUGCUGUAAGUAUUUGUAAAAAAUGUAUUAAUUCAAAGUCUUUUUUGUAGCAUUUGCUUGGAUGAUCUGUACACAUGUUAUUUAU
This is a messenger RNA of Plectropomus leopardus (leopard coralgrouper), 1407 nucleotides long. The record is from RefSeq and is a predicted model, not a curated record. Lineage: Eukaryota; Metazoa; Chordata; Actinopteri; Perciformes; Serranidae.